This is a messenger RNA of Odontomachus brunneus, 1457 nucleotides long. Its product is annotated as rhythmically expressed gene 2 protein-like. Lineage: Eukaryota; Metazoa; Arthropoda; Insecta; Hymenoptera; Formicidae. The record is from RefSeq and is a predicted model, not a curated record. Bases 112 to 879 code for a protein of 255 amino acids. The transcript is spliced from 2 exons.
UGGUGCGUGUGACAUUGUUGUGGAGAUCUUGCAGCUCUGUAUUUCGAGUAAUGUUCUUUGAGUCAUUGAGGUAUCAUUUGAAGUUUUUCUAUUCAGAAACCAUCAAAGAUCAUGAUUCAGCGUGUUCGACCACGUCUCGUAACUUUCGACGUGACAGGAACACUGCUGAUGACCAAAUUGGAGGAGUAUUAUGCUAAUAUCGGUCGUCAAUAUGGUCUUCAUGUCGAUUCGCACCGUUUGGCGCGAAGUUUCAAGAGUAAUUUCAUCCGACUUACUGCGGAACAUCCGAUUUUCGGUCGACAUACUGGGCUAGGAUGGGAAAAUUGGUGGCGGACUAUCGUCUAUAAAGUUUUUAAGGAUCAACAUCCCUCCGUAUCUCAAGACACACUCAACAAGGUCGCCGAUAACCUGAUAAGCUGCUACGCCACCGCUCGAUGUUGGCACACGUAUCCGGGUGCCGUGGAGCUACUCGAUUUCUUGCGAAGUAAGGAUAUCAUCCUCGGAGUCAUAUCAAAUUUCGAUCGACGUCUCGAAUCUAUCCUUGAAGAUACACAGAUUCGCGAAUACUUUGUUUUCGUCCUUACUUCUUAUGACUUUGGCAUAGAGAAACCGUGUUUGCCGAUCUUCAACGAGGCCUUGAGACUUACGAUGUUGUUUCGAAAGGAGAAAAUUUGGCCCCAAGAGGCAAUGCACAUCGGCGAUACAAUUAAUAGCGAUUAUCUUGGGGCAAAAAGUGCUAGUUGGAACGCAUUAUUAAUCAAACAUAAUGAAGGUGGCAAAAUCAGUGAGGACAAAAUACCCAAAGAAGAUGUAUUUAAGAGUUUGAAAGAACUUCAAAGUUAUUUCGAAAAGAUUUUUACAAGUGGCAUCUCAAGAUGAUAUAAUUGAUGUACAUUUUUUUAAUUUAUUUUAAUUUUGUUAGAUUUAUUUAUGAUAACACUGAAUAUUAGCAUUGAAUAGAAUUUCUUGAUUUUGAUUUAUUUUAUUUGUCAUUUGAUAGAUUCUCGAUAUUUUCUAAGUAGUAUAAUUUCAUUAUUAUGCUAGUUUAUAUUUUUAAACUUGAUUUAUUUUUGUUACAAAAUUUAUUUAGUAAUAACGGUAAUUUAGUAGCGCGUGGUUUAGUAAAGUUCCUGAGAAUAAUAUGGCUUUGCUAAGGUUUGAAAAAUUCUCCAGCUGUUAUUUUAUAGAAUUUUAAAAAAUCCGCUUGCACUACAGUUUACUUUGGACCUUUGGCAUUAUGAAAAAAAUCAUGAAAGAAGAUAUUCAUUUCAAAAUAAGAAGAUUUCAUAAGAAAAUAACUUAUUUUGAAAAAUCAGUAUUUUGGCAUAUUAAAAACAUACGAAAGUGAUAUGACCAUUUUUUAUCUUUUUAAAAUGAAUUUUUUAACCAUUAAUCAAUUUUUCAACCUUUAAUCAUAAUUAAUGCAAUUUGUAAUGGAAGUAAUAAAAGUUUAUAAC